ACUAAAAUCAAAAGGCAAAAUGAUGUCCUCCGCCGGCGCUAGCCUGCGAGCUUCCGGACUCGGCCGAUGGGGCCACCUGACAGGCUCUCCAAAGCUGUGGUCUGGCGGCCGGGUCUCAUGGGCCCCUGCCCGGAAGACAGCGACCUGGAGCCUGGAGCCCGCCGGCCGCUGCAGCUGGGACGAGCCCGUGCGCAUCGCCGUGCGCGGCCUGGCCCCGCGACAGCCCGUCACGCUGCGCGCGUCCCUGCGCGAUGAGAGGGGCACGCUCUUCCGGGCCCACGCGCGGUACCAAGCCGACGCCGGCGGCCUUCUGGACUUGGAGCGCGCGCCCGCGCUGGGCGGCAGCUUCGUGGGACUCGAGCCCAUGGGGCUGCUCUGGGCCCUGGAGCCCGAAAAACCCCUGGUGCGGUUGGUGAAGCGGGACGUGCAGACGCCCUUCGCGGUGGAGCUGGAGGUGCUCGACGGCCACGAGCCGGACGCCGGGCGCGUCCUGGGCAGGGCGGUGCACGAGCGCGACUUCCUGCGGCCGGGCGUGCGGCGGGAGCCGGUGCGCGCGGGCCGGCUGCGCGCCACGCUCUUCCUGCCCCCAGAACCGGGGCCCUUUCCUGGGAUUGUGGACAUUUAUGGAGUUGGAAGUGGCCUUCUGGAACAACGAGCUAGUCUGCUGGCUGGCAAGGGUUUUGCUGUGAUGGCUCUGGCUUAUCAUAACUAUGAAGACCUCCCCAAAGGCCUGGAGAUCCUCCACCUGGACUACUUCGAAGAAGCUGUGAACUACCUGCUGGAUCACCCUCAGGUAAAGGGUCCGGGAGUCGGGCUGCUUGGCAGUUCCAAAGGAGGUGAACUCUGCCUGUCUAUGGCCUCAUUCCUGAAAGGUAUCACUGCUUCUGUCAUAAUCAAUGGCUCUGUGGCCAUUGUCGGAGGAGCCUUACACUACAAAGAUGAGAUGUUGCCCCCUCUGGGCAUAGACCCAAGUCGAAUAAGGCUGACCAAAGACGGCUUGAGAGACAUUUUGCAUGUCCUGAACAGCCCUUUGGAAGGAGCUGACCAGAAGAGUUUCAUUCCCGUGGAAAGGGCUGAGAGUGCCUUCCUGUUCCUUGUAGGUCAGGAUGACCGCAACUGGAAGAGUGAAUUCUUUGCUAAUGAGGCCUCUAAGUGCUUACAGGCCCAUGGUAGGGAGAAGCCCCAGAUCAUCUGUUAUCCUGGGACAGGGCACUACAUUGAGCCUCCUUACUUCCCCAUGUGCAGAGCUUCCCUACACGUCUUCGUGGGUGGUCCUGUCAUCUGGGGAGGGGAGCCCAGGGCUCAUGCCAUGGCCCAGGUGGACGCUUGGAAGCAGCUCCAGACUUUCUUCCACAAACACUUGGUGGAGAAAAGUUAGGGGAACUCUCCUGAAAAUAUAACCCACUAUUUGAAGUUUAGGAGGGUGAGACUAAUAUAUGCUAAGCAGCAACAGUUAAAGACAGUUCACCCGCUGUAUUAUUAUAACACUUUUAGGUUUUUAUUCCUUUCUCUUUAAAUGACAUCACCAUUAAAAAUAGUCUCCAUAUGGGACACCACCUGGGUGGCUCAGUCAGUUAAGUGUCUGCCUUUGGCUCAGGUCAUGAUCCCAGGGUCCUGGGAUCGAGUCCUGCAUGGGACUCCUUGCUCAGCAGGGAGCCUGCUUCUCCCUCUCCCUCUCCUGCUCCCCCUGCUUGUGCUCUCUUUCACAAAUAAAGAAAUAAAAAAAAAAUCUUAAAAAAAUAGUCUCCAUACAAAUUAUGUCAGGAAUGAAAAGAGAGCCGUAAGUAUAAGCAACUUUUGUUAAAGAUUAAAUAGUGGAACAUUACAAGUGAAGAUGCCGUCUCCUUUCAGUGUUCUUGCCACGGUCACUACUGUCGGGGAGCAAGAAUUCCUAUCCCAUAUUAGGUCCUUCUAGCUGGCUAAGAAUCAAAUUGACAAGAGACAGAUUAACAGGAGAAAAUCAAAUCUGAUAGCAUGUGCACAGGAAAUCCACACAGACAUGGAAAUUCAAAAGACAGUCAGGCAAAACGAGGUAUGUACGUCAUCCUGAACUAAGGAGAAAAGGUUAGGGGUCUAGGACUUCGGAGGGAAGGAAUGCACUUCAUAGGGCAAUAAGAAGAGCAGAUGUUUGAUAAUUAGAUGUUUGCUCUGCCAUACAGAUGGGUCACUCAGAUACAGUUUAUCUCUGUUAAUAACCCUUAUUCUGGGAAAGACCCUCAAUUUAGAUUCUUCCAUGUAAUUAAGGGAAAGGCAAAAAUUUCUCUUGAGCCUGUAGGGUCUCAAUUGCCUUUAGCUCAAAAUAAUCUAGCCAAAGUGGCCCAUCAAUCCCUAGGCUACCAUUAUCCUCCACAAAAUAAUCUUUGUGAUGAUUUUCAUGUGUGUCCUUUCACAUAUUCUGCUUUAACAUGGAUAUAUAUAUAUACCAAUAAAAAGUGUUUUGUUGCGUAAA
Callorhinus ursinus (northern fur seal) is the source of this 2449-nucleotide messenger RNA. RefSeq names its product acyl-coenzyme A thioesterase 1-like. Gene Ontology annotation, molecular function: fatty acyl-CoA hydrolase activity. Gene Ontology annotation, biological process: acyl-CoA metabolic process; fatty acid metabolic process. The record is from RefSeq and is a predicted model, not a curated record. NCBI's taxonomy places the organism in Eukaryota, Metazoa, Chordata, Mammalia, Carnivora, Otariidae.